This is a messenger RNA of Loxodonta africana (African savanna elephant), 1594 nucleotides long. RefSeq names its product serine protease inhibitor Kazal-type 9-like. The transcript has 5 exons. NCBI's taxonomy places the organism in Eukaryota, Metazoa, Chordata, Mammalia, Proboscidea, Elephantidae. Bases 1 to 423 code for a protein of 140 amino acids. Gene Ontology annotation, molecular function: protein binding. The record is from RefSeq and is a predicted model, not a curated record.
AUGAGUGAUAUCAGCAAGACCCGAGGAUUCUGUUUCUGUAAAAACUGUUUCACAAUUGAGGCAGAAACUCUUGACGGAUAUAAGGCAAGACCCAAGCAGGUUGAACAGACACCAGAAGGUCGCUUUUUCUGCCUCCACCUGACUGUCCUCAGCCACUUCAGCCCCAUGAGAUCCAAAGUCUUUGUCCUGCUCUUGGCCCUGGCACUAGCGACCAUCUUCAAUGUAGAAUGUGUCCAAGGGGGGCAACAGGUUGAUUGCAGCAGUUAUAAAAAGUUACCAAAAGGAGAAGAGAGAGCUUGUUAUAGAUUAUAUGCACCAAUUUGCGGCUCUGAUGGCCACACUUAUGCGAACGAUUGCUUCUUCUGUGAUGAAGUUGUGAAAACUAACGGGAAACUUAAAUUUGCACAUUUUGGAAGGUGUUGAAUCUAUUUGGAAAUUCUGAAAUAUCUUUAAUGAACCUAUCAGGACAGACACAUGCCACAUUUCUCCUUCCGUAUAAUCUAUGCCACAUUGAGUAAUCUUGUCCUAUCAUGUCUUGAUUUGAUUGUCAAAUAAAUUAGACCUAUCUGAAAUAUAUGUUUGAAUCAUUUUGUUUGGGAGUGGAAUCUUUUAGAUUUGCUUUAUUUUUCAGUGGUGGCAAAUAGGCCACCUUGGGGUGGACUUGGAACAAGAAAUUGUCAAUUAAGACCAGUAGUGGGAAUCAGAAAAUCAAAUGCCCUAAAGCUUCUGCCUUCUUCUUACCCAGGCUAGGAAAACACCCUCUGGGUGUUACUUAAUUCUUGUGUAUUCCUGAAACAAGAACAGAUAAUGAGGAAGACGUCAGGCACAAGGCUCAGGAAAUGCAAUUUUUCUAUAUGUCUCUUGAGUUUAAGAUAUUGAAAGUCAGCCCUGGAUUGGGCCUGAUCUCUGAUUGUUUCCUUACCAAAAGGCCUGUUUGUAAAACAUGGCUGGUAAAAUGUGGCCCCUAAAGUAGUACAACUUCCCAUGUAUUCGUUGAUGUCAUCCACGUUUUUGUUUUGAAUUCAGGUCUAGGGUCUGACACUUAUCCUACUAUUAGAUAAUGUGUUGACUUAGAGAGCAUAGGGUGUGUGUUGCUAAUUUUGUAAUACAUUUGUGCAUCCAUUCAAUCAACAAGCAUCUAUUAAUGCCUACUUUGGGUCAGUGUCUGUGUUAGGUUUGGGGGAAUAGUGAACAGAUAAGAUUUGGUCUGUGUCCUCUUUGAGCUUAUACUCUAGGGGGAAUUUUCCAUGCUUGGAACAACAUCUUGCAUAGACCUUAUACUAUAUAAAUGUUUUAAAAAAUUGAGUUGAAAAUUAAGCAACUUUUCCUUUGAAUUAUAGUGGAGUUACAUUAUGCAUGCAUACCCAAACCCACUGCAGUUGAGUUCAUUCUGACUGAUAGCAACCCCAUGGUACAGAGUAGAACUGCCCUGUAGAGUUUCUAAGGAGCACCCGGCCAAUUUGAACUGCUGAUCUCUUGGUUAGCAGUCGUAGCAUUUAAUCACUACACCACCAGGGUUUCCAUACAAGCAUAAGACAUAGGAAAUCUAAUUUUAUGUUCUCUGCAAAGAGAAAGAGAAAGAAAAUAGAGCCGA